CAAACUUUUGUGACAACAAAAGCAAACCAAUAACUCACACAAAAUGCUAAUUAACUGACCAUAAACUGACCAUUAACUGACCAUGGUCAUUGUGCACUUAUUUACACCAUAUUUGACUACUUUGUGAACUCAUAUCCAAUGCAUAACUCGCGCACCAAAUGGUGAUUACAGGCACUGAAAGCCGUUGUAUUGAUUGGCAAUGCGUUUACAUUUGUGCACAAAAUCAGUGCUAAUUGUGUUGACAUUUGUCUGCGCUUUCGUUGCGUUCACUAAAUACUACUUCACUUCCGAUGACCCGGAUAUUCACGCCAUUAGUUUACCGCCGAGUGGUGGCCAACAGAUAGUCGCCACCAAAGAAGCCGAUCCCGCUUAUGUGAUACUCUUUUGGACCAAAUAUUUCAAUCAACCCAUUGAAUGGUAUUUAAGUGAUAGUGAGCUGACCAUCGAUGGCGAGCGGUGUGCGGGAAGUCCU
Molecule: messenger RNA, 472 nt
Organism: Oppiella nova
Lineage: Eukaryota; Metazoa; Arthropoda; Arachnida; Sarcoptiformes; Oppiidae
Source: the annotation of a GenBank genome assembly